Molecule: messenger RNA, 12226 nt
Organism: Acanthochromis polyacanthus (spiny chromis)
Lineage: Eukaryota; Metazoa; Chordata; Actinopteri; Pomacentridae
Gene: cacna1db
Product: calcium channel, voltage-dependent, L type, alpha 1D subunit, b
Biological process (GO): calcium ion import across plasma membrane
Cellular component (GO): voltage-gated calcium channel complex; membrane
Molecular function (GO): high voltage-gated calcium channel activity
Source: RefSeq, a predicted model, not a curated record
GGCUCCGCUCCGGUUUGCGCCGUCCGUCGACAUCUUUGGAUGUUUUUUCCAACGAUGAGUUGGAUGUAAAACGGAUCUUUUCGAUGUGGAUUCGAGGAUGCAAGAAGCAGAUGAACAGUCUGAAGGGGCGCAGUAUGCCGGCAACAGAAGGACCACUCCCUCCACGGACGCCUCGGCGCUCUGGUCAGAAAGCCAAACUCGUCUGCACCAGCUCCAUCCACCCGAACCCCUGCAGGCUCCGGCCAGCACCGGCAAACCCGUCGGCUCCUCUUAUGGCCUCCUCGGGGCCGACAGCGGCGUCCAGGGCCCCGGUGGCCCUGACGCCGGUGUCAGCCCGGUCCUCGCCUGGCACGCCGCCAUCAGCGCUGCUCGCCAGGCGCAGGGCGACGGCGAGAAGCCCGACAUGAGCUCACGGCCCUCGGUUUGCACGAGUGGAGCGGCUCCUGCCGGAUCGCUGGCUCAGAGGAAGAGGCAGCAGUACGCCAAGAGCAAAAAGCAAGGAGGGUCCACCAACAGCAGGCCGCCCAGAGCCCUGUUCUGCCUCACCCUCAACAACCCCAUCCGCAGGGCCUGCAUCAGCCUGGUGGAGUGGAAACCGUUCGAUAUCUUCAUACUGCUGUCUAUUUUUGCCAACUGCGUGGCCUUAGCCAUCUACAUCCCUUUUCCUGGAGACGACUCCAAUUCCACCAACCAAGAACUGGAAACAGUAGAAUAUGCCUUCCUGAUCAUUUUCACUAUAGAGACAUUUCUGAAGAUUAUUGCCUACGGCCUGGUCAUGCACCAGAACUCCUACGUCAGGAACGGCUGGAACAUGCUGGACUUUGUCAUCGUCAUAGUGGGGUUGUUCAGUGUGGUUCUGGAGAUGAUAACCAAAGACGCUGACUCUGGCGGCCAGUCUGGAGGCAAACCUGGGGGCUUUGACGUCAAGGCCCUCCGAGCCUUUCGCGUCCUACGACCCCUUCGCCUUGUCUCUGGAGUUCCCAGUUUACAGGUGGUUUUAAACUCCAUCAUUAAAGCCAUGGUCCCUCUGCUGCACAUCGCCCUGCUGGUCCUCUUCGUCAUCAUCAUCUACGCCAUCAUCGGUCUGGAGCUCUUCAUCGGCAAAAUGCACGCCACGUGUUAUUUAAUACAGACAGGUGUUCUUGCAGAAGAAGAGCCGACGCCGUGUGCGGUUUCGGGUCACGGCCGACACUGUCUGGUCAACGGUACCGUCUGCAGAGAGGGCUGGCAGGGACCCAACAACGGCAUCACAAACUUCGACAACUUUUUGUUCGCCAUGCUCACCGUGUUCCAGUGCAUCACCAUGGAGGGCUGGACCGAGGUCCUCUACUGGAUGAACGAUGCGAUGGGCUUCGAGCUGCCGUGGGUUUACUUCGUCAGUCUGGUCAUCUUUGGAUCCUUCUUUGUUCUAAAUCUGGUUCUGGGUGUGUUGAGCGGAGAGUUUUCCAAAGAGCGAGAGAAGGCCAAAGCUCGCGGUGAUUUCCAGAAGCUGCGUGAGAAGCAGCAGCUGGAAGAAGACCUGAAGGGCUACCUGGACUGGAUCACUCAGGCCGAAGACAUCGACCCCGAGAACGAGGAGGAGGGAGACGAGGAGGGCAAACGGAACCGGGUCACGCUGGCUGACCUCACUGAGAAGAAGAAAGGAAAGUUUGGCUGGUUCACUCAGUCCACAGAGACUCAGGCGAGCAUGCCCAGUGAGACCGAAUCCGUGAACACUGAGAAUCACAACGGAGACGACAGUAAAUCUCCCUGCUGUGGACCGCUGUGUCAAAAAAUUACUAAGUCAAAGUGCAGUCGGCAGUGGCGUCGAUGGAACCGUUUCUGCCGCAGGAAAUGUCGUGCAGCCGUGAAAUCUGUGACGUUUUAUUGGCUGGUCAUCAUCUUGGUGUUCCUCAACACUCUGACCAUCGCCUCAGAGCACUACAACCAACCCGACUGGCUGACGGAAGUCCAGGACGUGGCCAACAAAGUCCUCCUGGCCUUGUUCACGCUGGAGAUGCUGGUGAAGAUGUACAGUUUAGGGCUGCAGGCCUACUUCGUGUCGCUGUUCAACCGCUUCGACUGCUUCGUGGUGUGUGGAGGAAUCGUAGAGACCAUCCUGGUGGAGCUGGCCAUCAUGUCUCCUCUGGGCAUCUCCGUGUUCCGCUGCGUUCGCCUCCUCAGGAUCUUCAAGGUCACACGCCACUGGGCGUCUCUCAGUAACCUGGUGGCAUCUCUGCUCAACUCCAUGAAGUCCAUCGCCUCGCUGCUGCUGCUGCUCUUCCUCUUCAUCAUCAUCUUCUCCCUCCUCGGGAUGCAGCUCUUCGGGGGGAAGUUCAACUUUGACGAAACUGUGACCAAACGGAGCACGUUUGAUAACUUCCCCCAGGCCCUGCUCACCGUCUUCCAGAUCUUAACAGGAGAGGACUGGAACACGGUGAUGUAUGACGGCAUCAUGGCGUAUGGGGGUCCAGCCUCCUCUGGGAUGGUGGUCUGCAUCUACUUCAUCAUCCUCUUCAUCUGUGGAAACUACAUCCUGCUGAACGUCUUCUUGGCCAUCGCCGUCGACAACCUGGCGGACGCCGAGAGCCUGAACACGGCACAGAAGGAGGAAGAGGAGGCCAAGAAGAGGAAGAACAGCGCCAAGGAGGUCAUCUUAGAGAAGAAGAGAGUGGAAAUAACAGAAGCCAAAGAUGGAGAGACGAAGGUGCCAGCAGAGGUGGAGGAAGACAAAGAAUUGUAUCCUGUUACUGACUCUCCAGUGUGUGAUGAAGAUGAAAAUAACGACGAGCUCCCAGAAGUCCCCUCAGGACCUCGACCUCAGCGGCUUUCUGAGCUCACCAUCAAGGAGAAGACUCCUCCCAUCCCUGAGGGCAGCGCCUUCUUCAUCUUCAGCAGCACAAACCCGUUCCGUGUGUUCUGCCAUAAGCUGAUCAACCACCAGAUCUUCACCAACCUCAUCCUGGUCUUCAUCAUGCUCAGCUCCGUCUCUCUGGCUGCUGAAGAUCCCAUCCGCAACUUCUCCGCUCGCAAUAUCAUCCUAGGCUAUGCAGACUAUGUCUUCACUAGUAUGUUUACAUUUGAGAUCCUUAUUAAGAUGACGGCGUUUGGAGCUUUUCUUCACAAAGGAGCUUUCUGUAGAAACUACUUCAACCUGUUAGACCUGCUGGUCGUUGGUGUGUCUCUGGUUUCCUUCGGCAUUCAGUCCUCCGCUAUCUCAGUGGUGAAGAUUCUUCGUGUUUUGCGGGUUCUCCGUCCACUCAGGGCCAUAAACAGAGCAAAGGGCCUCAAGCAUGUGGUCCAGUGUGUGUUUGUGGCCAUCAGGACCAUCGGCAACAUCAUGAUCGUCACCACGCUGCUGCAGUUCAUGUUCGCUUGUAUCGGUGUGCAGCUCUUCAAGGGAAAAUUUUACCGAUGCACAGAUGAUGCAAAGUCCAGUCCAGAUGAGUGCAAAGGUACAUACAUCCUCUACAACAACGGCGACACGGCGAUGCCCAUGGUGAAGGAGAGGAUUUGGUACAACAGCGACUUCAACUUUGACAACGUCCUCAUGGCCAUGAUGGCUCUUUUUACCGUGUCCACCUUCGAAGGAUGGCCCACUUUGUUGUACAAGGCCAUCGACUCCAACAGGGAGAACAUGGGUCCCAUCUACAACUACCGCAUCGAGAUCUCCAUCUUCUUCAUCAUCUACAUCAUCAUCAUUGCCUUCUUCAUGAUGAACAUCUUCGUCGGUUUCGUCAUCGUCACCUUCCAGGAGCAGGGGGAGAAGGAGUAUAAGAACUGUGAGCUGGACAAGAACCAGCGUCAGUGUGUCGAGUACGCUCUGAAAGCUCGUCCUCUGCGGCGCUACAUCCCUAAAAACCCCUACCAGUACAAGUUCUGGUAUGUGGUCAACUCCACCGGCUUUGAGUACGUCAUGUUUGUCCUGAUCAUACUCAACACCUUGUGUCUGGCCAUUCAGCAUCAUGGUCAGUCUCAUUUGUUUAACUAUGCCAUGGACAUCCUCAACAUGGUCUUUACUGGAGUGUUCACUGUAGAAAUGAUCCUCAAGCUCAUCGCCUUCAAACCCAGGGGUUAUGUCGGAGACGCCUGGAACGUCUUCGAUGCCCUGGUGGUGAUCGGCAGCGUGGUCGACAUCAUCCUCAGCCAGAACUAUUUUGCUGAUGCAUGGAACACGUUUGAUGCCUUAAUUGUUGUGGGUAGCGUGGUUGACAUUGCCAUCACUGAGAUCAAUUCGGCAGCCAUUCCUGUUGUCAAGGUGAUAGUGGAGCCAGGGAACACGGAGGACAGCGCUCGCAUCUCCAUCACCUUCUUCCGCCUGUUCAGGGUGAUGCGUUUGGUCAAACUGCUGAGCCGAGGGGAGGGAAUCAGGACGCUGCUGUGGACCUUCAUCAAGUCCUUCCAGGCUCUUCCUUAUGUUGCUCUCCUGAUAGCGAUGCUCUUCUUCAUCUAUGCUGUGAUUGGAAUGCAGGUGUUUGGGAAAAUAGCGAUGGUGGACGGAACCCAAAUCAACCGUAACAACAACUUUCAGACAUUUCCUCAGGCUGUCCUGAUGCUCUUCAGGUGUGCCACAGGGGAGGCCUGGCAGGAGAUCAUGCUGGCCUGUCUGCCAGGAAAACUGUGUGAUUCAGAGUCAGACUACAACCCCGGAGAGGAGAGGACCUGCGGCAGCGGCUUCGCUAUCAUCUACUUCAUCAGCUUCUACAUGCUCUGUGCUUUCCUGAUCAUCAACCUGUUCGUAGCUGUCAUCAUGGAUAACUUUGACUAUCUGACACGUGAUUGGUCCAUUCUGGGGCCGCAUCACCUGGAUGAGUUUAAGAGGAUCUGGUCAGAAUACGACCCCGAAGCCAAGGGGAGAAUAAAGCAUCUGGAUGUAGUGACUCUGCUGAGGAGGAUUCAGCCUCCCCUGGGUUUCGGUAAACUCUGUCCUCACAGAGUGGCCUGUAAGCGUCUGGUGGCGAUGAACAUGCCCCUGAACAGCGACGGGACGGUGAUGUUUAACGCCACCUUGUUCGCUUUGGUCCGAACCGCUCUGAAGAUAAAGACUGAAGGGAACCUGGAACAAGCCAACGAGGAGCUUCGAGCCGUCAUCAAGAAGAUCUGGAAGAGGACAAGCAUGAAGCUGCUGGACCAAGUGGUGCCCCCUGCUGGUGAUGACGAGGUAACAGUGGGGAAGUUCUAUGCCACCUUCCUGAUACAGGACUACUUCAGAAAGUUCAAGAGGCGCAAAGAGCAAGGCCUUGUGGGAAGGCGGUCCUGGGAGAGGCUCAACACCACCUUGGCUCUGCAGGCGGGCCUCCGGACGCUGCAUGACAUCGGACCAGAGAUCCGUCGAGCCAUAUCAUGUGACCUACAGGGCGGGCUAGUGGAGGCAAAUGGAGAGGAAGAGGAAGAAAUCUACAGGCGUAACGGCGGCCUCUUUGGGAACCACGUCAACCACUUCAGCGGAGAGCAGCCGGGCUCCUUCCACCCCACCACCGUCACCCAGCGCCCCCUACAGAUCCUUCCCUUCUCCUGCAGCGCCUCCGUGGAACCCGUCCAGACCGAGCGGAGAGGCAGCGGCAGCGACCGGGAAGGAGAGACGGAGAUGAACUGUUCACCCGUCCAGUACAACCACCAUCCGUCCCCUCGGCUGUACGACUACCCCCGCUGUAACUCCGCCUGCCUCCAGCCGCCCGUCCCCUCCAACGCCAACCUCAACAACGCCAACGUGCCCUCGCUCCUCUCCAUGACCGUCGGGAGGCAGCAGAAGUGUCUGUUGAGACGAAGCCGUCCGUCCUCCGCCAGAAACGGAUCAUCGAUGUCUUACAGCAAAGGAGUCCACGACAAGCCGUGGAAGUCCCACUCCAUCAGGACGCGCUACUACGAGGCCUACAUUAGGUCUGAGAGCGGAGGACUUUAUCCAACCAUAAGGCGAGAGGAGCCGGCGGCCGGAGACAGCGACGACGAUCGAGGGUCAGGAGAAUAUUACAGCGGGGAGGAGUUUCAUGAAGACGACAUCAUGCUAACAAAGGACAGGUUGGGCAACAAGGAUGCAGCAGAGGCAGAUUCUGAGCUGGAAGUUUCCGGGGCCGACCAUCAGGCUGAUGGUUACUAUGACGACGACCAACAGCCCAUCUACCAGGACGGCAGGCGGUCACCCAGGAGAUGGUUUUUACCCUCACCUCAAGCCUCCACUAGACCAACAUUUAGUUUCGAGUGUCUUCGAAGAAAAAGUAGCCCAGACGACGCUCCUGCCUCUCCAUCGUGCACGGCUCUUCCUCUACACCUGGUGCAGCAGCAGGUGAUGGCGGUGGCCGGUCUGGACGCCUCCAGAAUCCACCGACUGUCUCCGACGAGGUCUCUGCGUUCCUGGGCGACGCCUCCAGCCUCCCCCAUCAGCCGAGACGCCUCCCCCUGCUACACUCCCCUCAUACAGGUGGACUGGCGUAGUUCUGGCAGCGUUGGCAGCAUCCCUGGAGCGGUGAAGAGGAGUUCCUGGUACACUGAAGGUCCAGACGGUCCUCCCAGCCGCAGCCACUCCCCAUCACGUCUGCAGCUCCCCACAGAAAGCUGCUUACGCUUCCUGCAGAAGAGAGGCAGCGCCAACAGUCUGGUGGAAGCCGUUCUGAUAUCUGAGGGUUUGGGGAAAUACGCCAGAGACCCCAAGUUUGUGUCGGCCACCAAACACGAGAUCGCGGACGCCUGCGAGAUGACCAUCGACGAGAUGGAGAGCGCAGCCAGCAACCUGCUGAACGGCAGCGUGAGUAACGGCAGCACCGGGGGAACCGGCGUCACGGACCAACACGCCAGCAUCCGCGACUACAGCGACGAGGAGCCGUACGUGGCAGUGAAAUGCGAGGAGGACCUAACGGACGAGAUGAUAUGCAUCACUUCCCUAUAGCAGCGGCUCACAACACUUCUAGCUAGGUUUUUUUUUAAUUGAAGCCGUGCUGCUGCUCCACAGCGAGAGGAAAGUCUCUCUUCAGGUGCAUCUGAGGAAACGUCAAACAGGGAUGGACGAGCGAGCAAAGUGCCUUGUUUUUCUCUUUCUGUUGAACAGAGAACAGAAGUUAACGGUGGAGAUGAACUGGGCUCUGGCCUGUCAUUCAGGACGAUCUGUUUUCUUUAAUACCACCAGAGGUUUGAUCUGAAUCAGCUUUAAUUGGAGGCUGUUUGCAUGCGUGCAGUGUUGGGUGAAUGAUGGCCAUCCGUCCACUGUUCACUCAGUAUGAAGAGCCGCUCAGAGAAAACGUGCCACCGUUCCAUUCACUCACAGGCUGCAGUGUGGGAAAUGUUUCCUGCACUGGAUUUACUUUUUCCAAAGGAUUUUCCCUAAUUUCUGGUUUAAAUGUGAGCAGCCAAUGACAGGCCAGUGAGUGGAUGAUCUGAUGGUAGUGAAGCUGCAUUUGUUCUUUGGCCGUCCACUGAUUCCAAGAAUUCAUGUUUUCAUUUGAUAUCUGUGUGUAUAUAACAUGUGAUGGAACCCUUUUAUUUGGUUAUUUCCCCUCUAUGACUCAAAUUACACAAAAACUCCAGAGGUAGAUAGAUAACACACACACACACACACACACAUAUAUAUUUGUUAGUUUAUUUCAGAUCAUCUCCAUCAGGCCGGUCCGUUUGAAUCAAGCUGCACUGAGUUCAGGGUUAAAAGUCGCUCGUCUCUGUUUUUGACUUGAAAAGGAAAUCACAUAUCAGUGAAAAAAGACUUUGUCCUCAGGCAUAUCCUUCUGUUUCAUCCUGUAAGUCCUUCCCCUUUUACACCAACAGCAAUGCUAAAGUCACACAACUUUAGAACUUAUUCCCCAAAAUAAAAUGUUUAGGAUCGCCGUCCAUCGUGAUCCUGAACUGUCGGUUUUAUUCUUUCUUGCUCACUUAGCAGUGAUUCACUUUUACGCAAAUCUUGAAAUGAUGAAACCCGGUUCACAGUGAGAAAAAGAUUACCACUGACGUGUUUUUGAUCUUCUGUGUGACACAAACUCAGCCUGGCAUGUCAAACCGCUGCACUCCCCUUCGGUUUUAUGUUGUGAUACGUUCCUGUUAGACGCUUACAGAAUGAAUUCAUCAGCCUGAGACCAUUUCUGAGAAAUAAGAUGUUUCAGUUCAGAUGGAAUCCAGGAAGUACGCUGCUGCACCAACUCAGAUUUCAGUCGUCAUUUGUGACCUGAAACUAAAACGUCUUACCUGAGCAGUCAUUGUAAGGGUUCAGUUUCUCCAGAAAUAAAGCUGUUGCAGCCAUAAAAUUCAGUAAGGACACAUAUAUGAGAUCAAAAUGAUUGAAUGGUUGCAGCAGAGGCAAUACUUUUAACUACUGGUCCUUAAAAAUGGAAAGAAAAGACAAAAGUUUCAAAAAAGCAUGGCAUUGGUACCCCAGAAAGUCCAUAUUUCCAACUAGGAAUAAAGUCUUUUGUUGACAUUUCACCAACUUUGAGGCCUCUAACAUCAGUAAUGUUGGAUAUGUGGCAGGAAGGGUUCCAGUUUUUUGCCGUUUUGACUAGGGCUGGCCCGAAUAGUGGUUUCUGGCCUCCGAAUAUUCGGGUGUCGGACGGCGGACAGACCGAAUAUUCGUAUCUGUUCGUCUGGUCUCCCGGGUCCAAAUUUUGCCUUCGUUUAGUCUUUAGUUAAACUGAAGAAUUCCCAAACAGUGGAGGUCUUCAGCAUCUUGUCUUGUGUUCAUGCAACGAAGUGAAGCGUGACGUCAGAGUCGGCAGCAACCCGGACAUUAGGGCGGUGGUAAGAAACACGAACUGAUGAGCCAAAUAUUCGGGUACCAAAAUUAAUAUCCGGAUACCGCCGUAGCGAACGAAUAUUCGGAUAUUCGGGUCCAGCCCGAGUUUUGACCGACUAAAAUGGUGACGUUGACCAUAAAAACUAGCGUGUAAAAGGUUUUAGAUACUGUUAUUACAUGUAUGAAGCUAGAAACUGCUACCGUACUGUCUUCAUGUUGAAAUUCAACAUUUGAGGCUUAUUCUGCUUCCCUGAAGGUUCCAGACAUAUAUUUGAAAUGACAAAACCCUUUAAAAGAGCCAUCGCUCCUCAUUGGAUUUACGUAAAAAGGAAGUUCUCCGGUUGGUCUUAAUGUCUACUUUUUAUCGUCUUCUCCUCCUCGUCGUACCUGGAGCUGGUGGCAGCAGGUGUUUGAUGGUAAACGGUGGUUGGAGUCGCCACUGACGGGGAUGAAGAGGAUGUUAAGGUAAAGUUUAUGCAUCCAAAUGGGUCAGCGGCAUCAUUAAAACAACCUAAAUGUGGAAGUUUAUUCUUGUAGAGAUACUCUUAAAGUCACCUUCUUUGUGUCACAAAAAGCAAACUGAACAAAGCCUGAGUUGUUGCAGCAACACGUCUCUCUGAAAUGACUCAUGCUGACCUGAUAAGAGAACAAGGAGCAUCUCACAGCUGAAGCUUCAUCUGUCUGGUCAUGUUCAGUCUUUUACUGCUUCAGUUUUCCUCCAGGCUGAGGUUGGUCCCAUUUUUCUUUAAGUUUGGCUUGUUUCAUGAUGACCCAGAUGAAGCACACAGACACCAACAGACUCAACCUUUAAACCUUUAAAACACCUCAGCAGAGCCACAGAGUAUCUGCUGGUGUCCCUGAUGAUGAGCAGAUGGAGUGUACAUAGGGGUUCAUUUCAAUGCAGUGAUUGUGGUUAGCUGUUGCCUUUAACUUGUGGGAUUUCUUUUGUUGUUCAAAUGCCAGUUUUUCUGUGCACAAGAUGUCCAAAAACAGCUGCUGUCUGUGAGGAGAGAACAACACGACCUGGUCGCAGGUAAAAAAAACAAAGAAAGCCUGAAGGGAAGCAGCACCUCUGCACCUUAGCUCCAGCACCACUGCCAGCUGUCCUCAGGUCAACCUUUAACACACCAACACCGGGUCACUGCAGGGUGCUUUCUCUCUUCUCCUCCUCCUCAGUCUCACUACUGUUGUCAGGGCAACGUGUCUGACGUGUGCAAUCAAAGGGCUUCUUCUCAUGUCAAACCAAAACAUGGGAUCAGUGAGUGCAUUCACACACAUCCACGCUGUCCCACAUGCAUUACAUGUUACCGUUGCUUAAGUGUGCACAGGUUGUCGUGCACAGCUGGAAUACUGUCCACGUGCACUGUACAUGCACUCACUUCCUCCCACACACAGGUUUUAGUGGCCAACAGCUGAUUAAUAAGACUUAUGCAUUUUGUAACUGCAUGUCAAUUGUGUUUAAUUCAGACUUUUAACUAAUUGUAGUGCUGUUACCUCUAACGAUCCAGGUCUGCUGGUUAAAGUGUCGGGGUCAUUCCAGGUGAAAUGACCAGAUAUUCCUUGGGGGUGUUGCUGCACCAUUUUCAAAUUAGUCCUAAAUUUGUAUGCCAUUAGAUAGUCACAAAAGUACUUUCUAUGCAAAAUUGUAGGCCUGUAGCUCAAAUAGUUUCUGAGUUGUGGGGGUCUGAAAUUUUCAGAAUUUGGGCUAUAAAAAGCCUCGUCAGGGUUUCCUUUUUUUGCAUCUUUAAGUGGUUAUUUGUCAGCCUCUAGACAUACCAGAGAGCUGUGAGUUGGUAAACAAGGCCUCUGCAUGUAGCUAGUGCCCCACAAACAUCCCCAGGUGUUUCCCUACACUCUGCAGGCCGUGGGGGCUUGCUAAAAAUGCUAAAAAAUUAAGAGAUAGCUACUCACGAGUGGAGUUUGGACCUUAAAAGUACUAGAAAUACUGCACAGAAGUGUUCUAACAGCCCUGGGUUCCAUUCUACACAAACUUGUGUGAUAACUUAGCAAACUGGAGCUUUCUAGGUACCUCAGUUUGGAAAAUAUGAGCUCCUAAAGUUGGACGAGAUUUUUAAUUGGCUAUUUUUGGGGCAAAAAUCUCAGUGUGGGACAGGUACCAGAGACCCCAAAUUUUUCUACAAGACAGUUCCAUCUGUCUUCUAUCACUGUACAAAAAAGCAGCAGGGUUAUAUUUGUAGUUACUGAGAUAUUCUUACUCAAAAUGGCAUGGGUGAUGUCACAAUCGUUUUUUGCUUUUCACUACUUUAAAUUGGGAUACCAGUAUUAGUAGUCAUUCCAAUGGUAGUAUUAUGUAUGUUUGGUUCUUUUUGAAAUGUUAGUUGUUAAAGGUGACUACCUUCAAAAAUGGUAGUUUUUUUAACUUAAAGAUGCAAAAAAAAACACAGGCGAGGCUUUUUAUAGCCCAAAUUCUGAAAAUUUCAGACCCCCACAACUCAGGAACUAUUUGAGCUACAGGCCUACAGUUUUGCAUAGAAAGUACUUUUGUGACUGUCUAAUGGCAAAUUUAGGACUAAUUUGAAGAUGGUGCAGCAACCACCAUCUGGUGAAACCACACGGAAUGACCCGUCAGAGAAACUGAGGAAAAUGCUGCAUUUGCUCAAAAGAAGUUUGAAAAAUAAUCCACUGAGACCUGAGUAACAUGUAGGAGUCACACAACUUAAAAACUGGUUGGAUUUUGUGGAAAUGCAGCCAAAGAUUCAGUUUUCCUGUUUGGGUUUCUGGUGACUUUUAAAAAUAUAUAUUUUGGAUGAAUUUAGACAACUUCAGAAGCCAUAUUUAACACGUUAUAAGCAGACAUUUGUACAUUUGCUGCAUUUCCCAGAGUAGUCAUAAACCCCUAAAUCCUGGGAAACCCACUGUGGCAAAAACACAUCAGAUCUAGCUUUUAUUAUUUAGGUCUUACAGGGUUAAAGGAAACAGAACUGCCAUUUUUUAUCUCCUCCAGCAGCUUCUGUCUGAUGUAAACUCCAGUAUUUCUACAUCAGUGACAGACAGCUCAGGAUAAAAGAUCAGUAAUAAAGCAUUCUUUACAUUCAGUACCAUCCAUGAUUGGUUUCACUCAUUACCUCUCUCUGAAUAAACGGCCACCGCUGCAUGGCUCUGAUCCAGAUUUACUGCCACUAGAACACAACUGUCCAAAUAAAUAUUAAUCAAAAGGCACAAAGUGACAGAACACGAAGCUUUGUUGUUCACACAGCUUUAUUUUUUGUACUGUUCCACGGCUUUACACGUCUAUGAAACAAUGUAUAAAAUCUGUACAGCGUUUGUAAAAAGUUGGUGAUGAACUUGAAGAUUUCUGCUUUCUAACCAUUUGUUGUAUGAAAUUUAAAAGAAUAUAUAUAUAAAGCUCUAUCUACUUUGUAGCAGAAGUACUAGUACCUUAUAGAUUUUGUACCGAUGAAAUUGAAGAAAAAAACAAACAAACCCUGUUUUGUACAUUUGAAUUUUCUGCCUGUUUGACGAUGAACCUGCUGAUUUUUGUAACGAUCACUGAAUAAAGUCAUGAGGACAAAGUCA